Messenger RNA from Peromyscus eremicus (cactus mouse), 650 nucleotides. RefSeq names its product retinol binding protein 7 (gene Rbp7). The transcript is spliced from 4 exons. The record is from RefSeq and is a predicted model, not a curated record. The coding region runs from base 31 to 474 and encodes 147 amino acids. Lineage: Eukaryota; Metazoa; Chordata; Mammalia; Rodentia; Cricetidae. Gene Ontology annotation, molecular function: fatty acid binding. Gene Ontology annotation, cellular component: nucleus; cytosol. Gene Ontology annotation, biological process: fatty acid transport.
CUUUCGGGCUUUGGCUGCCGACCCCCAGAGAUGCCAGCAGACCUCAGCGGCACCUGGAACCUUCUCAGCAGCGACAACUUCGAGGGCUACAUGCUGGCCCUGGGUAUUGACUUUGCAACUCGUAAGAUCGCCAAGUUGCUGAAGCCACAGAAGGUGAUUGAACAAAAUGGGGAUUCCUUUACCAUCCACACGUACAGCAGCCUAAGGAACUAUCUCGUUAAGUUCAAAGUUGGAGAAGAAUUUGAGGAAGAUAACAAAGGCCUGGAUAACAGAAGAUGCAUGAGCUUGGUUACCUGGGAGAAUGACAGACUCACUUGUGUGCAGAAAGGGGAGAAGAAGAACAGAGGGUGGAGCCACUGGAUUGAAGGGGGCCAGCUCCACCUGGUACCUACCACAUUUUGUUCUUUAAAAAACAUUUUUGAGGAAAUGUUCUGUGAAGGCCAGGUGUGCAAACAAACAUUCCAGAGAGCCUGAUCCGAUCCAGCAGCAGAGCCCUCUAGAGGCUACUGUUCAGUGCUGAAUUGCCUUGCAGAAGGAACGGGUGUUUAUCUGUCUUGCUUAGACAAAGGGCCUUGUGAUUGGAAAGAUGUCACCCAGCCUGUACUAGAAGCUAUGUGACUACAGGACAACUUCAGCUGCAAUAAACCUGU